AGUUUAUUUUAAGCUUCAUAUUGCAGCUUAUUUUAGUUAUUGUCAGAGUUCAUUUGAAGCUUCAUAUUGCAGCUGAUUUUAGUUCAUUUUUUAGUUCACUUUAAGCUUCAUAUUGGAGGAAAACUGCAGAGCUAAUUUAUGCAAACAAUUUCAUUUUCAAAAAUUGCAGCCCACAAUCGUAUUCUCAGCUACUCUGGCUUGAAAAUUUCGCUAUGGCGGCUUAUGGUGCGGCGGCUUCUCUCAGGAAUACGAUUGAGCGUAUUCUACAAUCGUCUCGCAUUUCUCUCGUUUCCCACUCUCCACAAAUCUUACAACCUGCCUACGAUGAGAUGGAUCGAUUGCAGAAAGUUCUGCUAAAAUUGGAUGACACCAGCUGCAGCAAGAUCAGGACGAAGGUGAAUGCUGUGGAUGAACGAAUCAAAGAGGCAGUUUGGGAAUUUGAAGAUUUACUCGAAUCCCAUGUCUUACAUCAGAUUCUUCCACAACUCGAAAGCUCGAUAGGCCCCUUGUCAUUCUUUAUAGAUCUGCAGAGUCUGCAACACCAUGUUGAUUGCUUCGCCAUGACGGUGAAGAUGAUGAAGGUGGAGUACACUAAAGAAAUGAAGAAUAUGGCUGAAGAAGAAGGCCUGCCUAUUUCCUCAAGAAUUGAUUUUGGUGGAAUCAAGUCAAAGAUGGUUGGAUUUUCUCGCUAUUUUGAAAAGGCCAGAGAUUAUCUUCUUCAAGAAAAUAACUACGAACCCUAUUCGAUUAUUGGCAUGGCUGGCGUUGGAAAGACAACUCUUGCUAAACAUAUUUUUGAAGAUCCAUCAAUUCGGAGCCAUUUUGAGCUUCGAGCAUGGGUCAAAGUGGGCAGAAAAUGCGAAUCUGAUGAACUAUUGCGAUGCAUUCUAGCUCAAGUGGAUCCCAAUGCUUACCAAAUGCUUACCCAAGGAGAUGAUGAGGAAUUAGUUGGACUCUUGACAGACAGAUUAAAGGAUAAGAAAUGCCUCAUCGUGUUGGAUGAUGUUUGGGAGAUACAAGUAACAAAUCGCUUGACAAGUUGCUUGCAAGAAAAGAAUAUUGUUGGAACUAUUCGAUUCUUACUUACAAGUAGACAACACAUAGUAUACACGGAGGAUGCGUACGAAAGAGUACGCUUGUUGAAUGAGGAAGAAAGUAAGGAGCUACUUGGUGAGAAGGUAUUUGGUGAAGAGGGUUUCCCUUCUCAACUUGAGAAACUGGGAGAGAAGAUUGCCAAGAAAUGUGAAGGCCUUCCCCUUAUGAUAGUCACGGUUGCAGAGCUCCUAUCAAAAGCCGACAAGACCCCAGAAUACUGGACAGUGGUAGCCUACAAACAACACAACUCACUUUUCGAGGAUGCAUAUAAUCAAAUAUCAGAGGUACUUUUCCCAAGCUAUGACUACUUACCCCAACAUUUAAAAAUGUUUUUCCUAUAUAUGGGAGCUUUCCCUCCAUAUGUUGGUAUCAUUCGAAUCCUGAUCAAUAGUCUGUUGAGUGCUGAGGGGUUUCUUGAACCAACUGGAGAAGACAGUUUUGUGGCUUUUUCCAGUACAUACUUGGAAAAUCUUUGUAUGUGGUACCAUCUUGUUCUCAACACACCAGAUUCUUGGUUAUCAGCUAACAGGCAUCGCGUGCAUUCUUGCUGGCAGCACUUAUGUAAGGAAGAAGCUAGUAGGAUCAAAUUUUUGCAUGUCUUACAAAGUUGUGAUGAUGUUAUAAAAGACCAGCGUCGGUUGUGUGCCCAUUGGAACAGUUUAUUAUGCUUCAACCAAGUGUGUGAUUCAAUAAAAAGUGAUUGUGCAUCCACUGUCCGUUCUCUCCUUCUUUAUGGCCCUUAUCAUCCAUAUCCAAUCCCAAUACAUGCCAUGGGUUUCAAGUUGCUCAGGGUACUGUAUGCUAGAAAUGUCUGAUUAUAUCAUUUCCCAAUUGAAAUUUUGGAACUUGUUUGUCUACAGUACCUUCACCUAACUUGCAAUAGGGACCUCCCUCCUUCCAUAUCCAACCUUUUUUACCUUCAAGUCUUAGUUAAGGGUAGACAUAUGAACAUUAGAAAGCGUGGAGUUCAGUCAUAUAUGCCUGUGCAAAUUUGGGACAUGCGAGAACUACAACAUUUAGAGCUACCGGGUAGCGACCUAGCAACCCCUAAUUCUGAUGCUACCUUGAACAAACUCACUAGACUUGUUGCUGUGAGUGUAAAUAGCUGUACAAGAGAAGUUCUCAAAAGAAUUCCUAAUUUGACGCAUUUAGGAAUUGAUGUGGAGUUGAAGCCUUAUGAUGAUGAUGAAAGCAACCCAUUGAGUUGCUUAAGUUAUGUAUCACAACUCCAGAAUUUGGUCUCACUUAGAUACAGCAUCACGAAUCCCGAGAUAAAGUAUGAGUGUAAUACUAUUCCUCUUUCAAUGUUUCCAUCAAGUCUCAAAGAGUUAUAUUUGGGUGGGUUGGGGUAUCCUUGGAAGUACAUGAAUGACAUUGGUUCGUUGCUGCCAAAUCUCGAGCUUCUCGAAUUAGAAUGCUAUGCCUUCCGAGGCCCAGAGUGGGAAAUAAAAUCAGGGAGUUUUUUGAAACUUCUUAAACUUCAAAUUGAGGACACUGAUUUGGUGCAAUGGAAACCCCAACGUGGAAGCCUCCCGAUGCUUUGCACACUAAGCAUGAAGCAUUGCUACAAAUUACAACAACUCGAUUUACCGUAUGAUCAUUCUUGGAUCAUAGAAAUUGAAUUAGUCGAGUGUAAUCCCUCGGUUGUCGCUUGUGCCAAUCAAUUAAAAGACAAGUUUUCCUUUAAACUCAUCGUCGAUUCUUCUUUUUGAGCUUAAGUCACUCGGCAACUUGCCUUCCAGGCAAAUGGGAGAGCCAAAUGGGCCAGACGCCGUGUUAUCCCAUAAUUUUAAUUGUUGUAUUACUACAUUGCCUUAUGAAUUUAAAGAUUGUUGAAUUGACUAUUUGGAUGAGCUUAUUUUCAAUACUUUUGUCAUCUUGAUCUUA
Salvia miltiorrhiza (redroot sage) is the source of this 2982-nucleotide messenger RNA. Its product is annotated as putative late blight resistance protein homolog R1C-3. Gene Ontology annotation, biological process: defense response to other organism. The record is from RefSeq and is a predicted model, not a curated record. The coding region runs from base 213 to 1910 and encodes 565 amino acids. NCBI's taxonomy places the organism in Eukaryota, Viridiplantae, Streptophyta, Magnoliopsida, Lamiales, Lamiaceae. Gene Ontology annotation, molecular function: ADP binding. The transcript is spliced from 2 exons.